Molecule: messenger RNA, 2025 nt
Organism: Scleropages formosus (Asian bonytongue)
Lineage: Eukaryota; Metazoa; Chordata; Actinopteri; Osteoglossiformes; Osteoglossidae
Product: interleukin-21 receptor-like
Exons: 9
Coding region: 158-1789 (543 amino acids)
Biological process (GO): cytokine-mediated signaling pathway
Cellular component (GO): external side of plasma membrane
Molecular function (GO): cytokine receptor activity; protein binding
Source: RefSeq, a predicted model, not a curated record
CAGACAUAGCAUCACUGCGUCAUGGGGGAACACUGAAGAUCCCGAGCAGAAUGUGCUUUUCAUUCCAACCCAGCGAAUAAUGCACAUAACCACCACAAACUGAUCUAUAUUCAGGACAAACCAAGGUUUCAUCAACAGCACUUCUUCAUCCAUCUUGAUGCCUAUAAUGGAUUUGCAACAAUCUACCCUGAUUACAUAUUUUCUCUUUGGCCUGAUUCAAUACACUGCAUGUGUGUGCAAUAUCACCUGCACCACGGACUACAUGUCCUCACUGAACUGUUCGUGUUCUGCACAGGCCCUCUUGUCCCCCUAUACACUCAUAGCAGAAUGCUGGAAUGAGUCUGAGAAUGGGAAUGGAAGUUGUGAGAUUGUACCCCCACAGCGCUGGUGCAAAACUGCAAUGGACAACUUUGACCUAAUAGUUAACAUUGAUGCCAAUUGCACAGCAUGGGUGAAUAACACUAAUGCUGAAGAUAGCAAAGAAUAUAGUGAUUCCAUUUAUUUUAUGCUGCAUAAACACAUAAAGCCAGAAGCUCCUUUCAGUGUGCAAGUGACAGAGGAUAACAGUGGUUAUAAUAUAUCUUGGGAAAUGGAAGAUGUGAGCAUGUACUUGAAAACAUUUUUGUGGUACAGGGUUCGUGUGAGGACAAAGGAUGAACCUUUGGAGGACUUUCACACUAUAAAAGAGGAUAGACAGUACCUUGAGAUUCCCUAUGAUAACUUGAAACCUGAGAAAGAGUAUGUGGCUGAUGUCCAGGUCACAGUAAAUCCAUCGGAAUUCCAGGCAUCAUGGAGUGAAUGGAGCCCAAUCAUGAAAUGGAAAACCAAGAGCAAAAAGCAAGAACCCUCUACAUUCCUUUUCUUAUUGCUCUCAUCGGUGCCCUGUUUACUGCUAUGCUACUUUGGAAUUAUGGGAUGGUUGAAGUGGUUGCAGCUGUGUCGAUAUGUUCCGAGCCCAGAGGACUUCUUCAAACCCUUGUAUCACACCUACAAUGGGGAUUUUCAGAGAUGGGUGGGCCCUACUUUUACACUAAGCCAGUUUGACCUUCUUGAGAAGAAUGUGGUGGUACAAGUAGCAAAAGAGAAGCAACUGGAGCCUCCUGAGAAGCCCAGCGAGGGAAAGAGUGAAUUUGGCGGCCGCCGAGGCAGCAGGGAAAGUCAAGACCCAGGCACCAGCUCUGUUCUCAGCCUUUCCUCCCAUAGUUCCUCCAAGCAUCUCUUGGGAAACAGCAUCCACGACACAACACACUUGAACAGCCAUAUCUCCAUUCACACUGUAACCGUGUCUGGAGAGGAGAGCACUGCUUCAGGCAUUUUGGGGAAGUCCUAUGGUAACUCCCAGCCCAACGGAUGCUUCUUUCCUUACUUUACAGACUGUGAAGGAGAUGACCUGGUUUGUCAAGAACAAAAAGUUCUGGACAUGGACAUGGAACUAUUACAAGACAAAAUGAUCUCUGAAUGCCAACAUGCUGACCACGAGCCAGCACUGGACCAGCAUGCAUCGUUUGGGCUUUACAACCUUGAUUGGCAGCUAGGUGGAGUUGACCAGGAAGCAGAAAGGUUGUCCCUGGAGUCCUUCUGUUCUAAUGAUGCCUAUCCUCAUCUAGAGCUAGACCUCGACACAAUUGACAGUGGCUUCUUGGACUCUGACUGUACCAGCCCUGUGGAUUCCGAACUGAAUGGGAACAAAGUGGUGCUUGCUGAGGUGGGAAAACCCCAAAGUAAUUACAUUAGGCAGUGGGUGACAUAUGGUCCCACAGCCUGUACACAGGGGGUUUCCAUAGGCUGAGGGCUAAGGUACUUACAAGCUGGCUUGAACAAUCCUGAAUCAUGAUCAUGACAGGACUGCAUUUAUACACAUCAGCUGAAGGGUUCACAAAGGAUUUCUAUAAAGCCAACUUUCUAGGAUCCUUCUGUUAUGCUGAGCGGUAGUUUACAGAAAACCUUAACUGGCAGUUCAGGAAGUGCUUAUAUGUGUUAAUUAAUAUUUUAUAUAUUAACCAUUUAGUAUAGGGGUAUAAUUGC